This is a messenger RNA of Seriola aureovittata, 4722 nucleotides long. RefSeq names its product ankyrin repeat and MYND domain containing 1 (gene ankmy1). The transcript is spliced from 20 exons. NCBI's taxonomy places the organism in Eukaryota, Metazoa, Chordata, Actinopteri, Carangiformes, Carangidae. Bases 127 to 3570 code for a protein of 1147 amino acids. The record is from RefSeq and is a predicted model, not a curated record. Gene Ontology annotation, molecular function: protein binding.
CUGAUAGUUAAAGUUUUCUGUCUCCUCUAACUAGAAACCUCCGUUAAAGUUCACUGUAAACUAACUGCUGUUGUACUCUAAUGGAUUCAGGUCAGUUACUUUAAGAGAGGAUACGUACCGGUUAAAAUGCUGUCGACGACCGGUAAAGGUGUAGCGGCAGCCCCGCAGGGGAGAGGAGGAGGAGGGCGUGCGGAUCCAGGGGCAGGGAGGCAAAGCACCGGCCACAGAGGAGCUCAAAGCGGUGAAGACAGACGAGAGGGGCUCGGUGUUCAGGAGUGGUCCGACGGAUCCAGAUAUGAGGGAGACUUUGUGAACGGUUUCAAACACGGCAAAGGAAGGUACACCUGGAGAAACGGAGAGUUCUAUGAGGGCUCUUUCUACAAAGACUACAGGCAUGGGGACGGACUGUACUGCUGGCCCACAGGCCACAAGUUCAUUGGCAAGUUUUACCUCAACAGAAAGGAAGGAUAUGGACAGCAUCUGUUCCCUGAUGGAGCCACCUUUCAGGGCUUGUACUAUGCUGACCAGAAGUUUGGUCCAGGUGUGGUUAGUUAUCCAGAUGGCCGUCAGGAUGUGGGUCUAUGGCUCAGGGAAUGCCUGCUAAGGCUCUGCACCACUGUAGAAGAGGGCUUUAGCCUGAAGAACUUUCCAGAAUACGCUGCCUACAUGGACCCAGCUGCCACCACAGAUUCGACUCAGCCUCCCAUUCUCUCUAGUAGUCUACACACAGAAGCCAGGACACACUCUGAGGUGCAUACAGACAGAGAGCUGCUGCAGUCAGAUGAGAAUUUUAUCCUUCCCCCCGGCAUGGAGAGUUACUCAACAGAUGGCGACCACUUGCCACUUCCCCCUGGCCGAAGAAGAGAGUUGGAUCAACUGUUUUAUGGCGAGCUGUGGGAGCCGGACAUUAAUCCGUACCAAGGCUAUGAACGAGACCCACUCUCCACUCUGCCCUUACAGGCCCGCGUGCAGGCUCACAUACACAAACACAGACGACAUGCUGAAAAUGUGGGCUGGGACGUGGCUGCCGUUCUCGCUCUGAACAGGGAAAGUUUUGGUCCCAAAGGGCCUUUGGAAGUCAGUUCAGAGCGGAUGAUACAGCACGCCUCCCAAGGGGAACUGCAGACUGUUUCUCAGAUCCUCCGGACUGGUUUGGUCCACCCUGAUGUAGCAGAUUCACAGGGACACACUGCACUGAUUGCUGCCACAGUAAACUGCCACAAUGACGUGAUCCAGCUGCUGUUGAAUCUGGGUGCUGACAUUGACAAGUUGAACUGUGAAGGCAUGUCUGCCCUGGCUGUGUGCCAUGUUGUCUACUACCCUUUUCAGUCUCUGCACACCACUUUGGCUGAACCAUCUCCCAAAUCUCAAGUUUUGAGGUCUCCAUCUGCAUGUGGGAGCAGUCCCCAGAUCAGCCAACCUGGCUUCACUAGAGACACACCUGGGCUUCACGACAGACCCCAGACCACUAUGCAGACCAACCAGAGCCAACUCUGUGACCAGACAGCAGAAGAAUUAACACAGCACAUCUCACAUCACAGCAGUAAAGCGUCCAAUGAUAGUGAGCUCAUCACUGAGCCUGGCCUAAAUGAACCUGAGACCCCUACAGACACCGAACACCAACUUGUGGGGGAGAGAGAAGAGGACAGGAAGGAGAAACAAAGAGAGGGAGAGGUUCGAGAGAAAGGAGAAAGCAGCCAUAGGGAUUAUGAGGGAGAGAGCAACGGUGAGGAGAGAAAGACUGUGGAAGAACAUGAUCAAACAAGGGAAAGUGAAGUAAAAGGCAAGGAAACAGUCAUUGAGUUGAGAAUGAAGGAUGUGGAGUUGAGUGAGGAGGUCGAGGAAGGUGUAGAGGAGAAAGUGAGUCAUGUUCAUGAAGAGGAUAAAGAGGACAGAGGAAGUGUGGAGCGCUCCAUUCAGGUGUUGGAUGGACACAUUGCACUGGGCAGCGUGCAGUGGAAGGAAUGCCGAGCUAAGGCAGCAACAAUAGUUCAGCAGGGCAAAGACAAAGAGCUGACCCAGAAUCAGACCUUUGAUUCUGCCCGCUCUGUCAGCAGCUAUAACAUCCAGGUCACAGAGGAAGUGAUGCAGCUCUCGGCAGAAGCUCUGAGUCACACAGGGAUUCCUCAGCGCUCUGACACACAGGAGACUGUACGCAAAAUGGCUGCUAUGAAAAUUGAACACCGUCUUCGUUUGAAAACCAUGAAGCUGUUAUUGGAACGGGGAGCUGACCCCAACGUAUCCAAGGUUCCCAUGCCUGUCAUCUUUUUAGCAGUUAUGGCAGCUGACACUGAGGCUGUCAGGAGACUGCUGCUGUGUGGAGCUCGUACUGACAUUCCCCUUCCACCUGAGAGGAGAGGCCUUUAUCCCCUGCAUGUAGCUGCAGCACUGCCAGGUUCACCAGGUCCCAGAAUCACAGAACUGCUGCUGUACACUAUCAACGACCCAGAUGCACAGGCACAAGACCAGGACAAGAUCUAUGAACCGGAUAGGAUUUUCAUGAAGGCUCAGAAGCCACUGAGCACAGAUGAGUCACAUGAGUCACAUCUCAAAGAAGGAGGCAGGACGGCCCUGCAUGUGGCCUGCCAGAGAGACAGUGACUACCGGAAUGCCAGUAAGGUGGUAGCCCUUCUGCUCUCCCACAGAGCCAGCACAGACCUCCUCUGGAGUGGACACUCACCUCUCUCCCUGGCUAUAGCAAGUGGCAAUGACCUGGCAGUGGAGGAGCUGUUGAAAGGAGGUGCAGAUCCCAACAUCCCCCUUGGCCGUGGGGUGGGCAGCGCUCUCUGCGCUCUCGCAAACAUCAACUACCACUUAGGUGGCAACAGAGCUAAACUGUUGGAUGUGUUAGCCAAGGCUGGUGCCGACAUCUUGAUGCCAAUUAUGGUGGGUGAUGUUGUGGGAACUGCAGUCGACUAUGCACACCACUCCUUUAACCAGGACUUGCGUAUUGCCAACACUCCCUUCCACGCUCUGAGCAUGCGGGAGAGGGAAACGUUCAAAGCACGGCGCCAGUUGCUGAGCAUGAUGAGAGAUCUGCUGAGACGGACUGCUGGCCAGUGGGAGACCAAGAAUUUAGACGGAGAACAACAUCUCACACUAAAUGGUACCAGUAGUGCAGAGAGGUUUGUGCACAAGGGGGCAGGUGCCAUCUCCUCAAACAGGCCCCUCCUCAGCAGUGAAAGUCUACCACACAUAACAGAAAAACACAGGAAACCAUUGUUUAAAUUCUGCUAUCAGUGUGGUCGCUCUGUGUCCGUGAAGCUGACAGCUUGUAGCCGCUGCCACAAGGUCUUCUACUGCUCCAGGUCCUGUAAACUGAAAGCAUGGGAUGAACGACACAAGGAAGAGUGUAUCCGGAUGUCAGCAUCUGCUGAUGGCAUCCAGAAGAGAGUUGCGUUUAAUUCCCAAAGAGGCCCCAGGCCCAUGACUGUCAUGUUGAAAUCCAAAACAGUCCCCAGGCCCUUGAGUGUCAACUUGAAAUCCCAAAGCUUCUCCAGGCCCCUGAAAAUGGCAGAGAAGGUCUUGGAGAGCCAAGUCAACCUGAAGGAAAACUACAGCUACAACUGAUGAACACUAAAAUUUAACUUUAUCCUCCUAAUAUUGCAAUGCACUUCUGUUACAUCAUGUCUUUCCCUGAUUCUAGGUCUUAACUUUAUAUAUUUGGCUGAUUGGUGAUAUUUUGUGCCAUAAUCAUUUCCCUUUGUAGGCUUGCAAUCUGUAAUAGUAUUGUAAUAAUGUCUGCCUGUGUUAUUGUCACAGAAACACUGACAACAUUGAAUGGUUGCAUUCAUUUACAUAUUUACCAAAUGAAUCCAGUAGGUCUCAGUGCCAGAGUUGGGCUUUUAUAUCAUCAUUUUUAAUGCUAUAACUGUUGUUGAUCUUCUUUUCUAUAAUAUAGAGAAUAAGCCAGCUUCACCUGCUGCUUCAUAUUGUAUAGUAGUUCACAGCUUCCUGUUACUCAGUCAAUGGAGAGUGAAAAUACAAUAAUAACCACCACAGUAUUACACUGCUGCACUAGAUUCCACACUAUCCAUGUUCUUGCAGUCAUACUUUGAAUUGUAGCCCACAUGGUGAGGACAGGCAUCACAAACCUCUUCCACAAACUCCAGUAGGCCGAUGCUAAUGGGUCCAGGCUGGUGCAAACCAGUGGUUCAGGCUGGAACUCAAGGCCUUUCGAAACCAGAACCUGCAGGUAAUGAGGCACCUCUAGCCUGAAGUAUACAAGUCUCCAUAGAAGCCCUGCAGCUUUGGGUUUGUGCUCCUUAUCUCGCGGUGCCACCAUCAGGAGGAACUCAUUGAUCUGGAGAAGAGCCCAGAUAAGUUUAGACUCUCCUAGAGCUGCAUUGUCAUCCUGGUUGACAGUAAUGACCCUGUCCGCAAAGGUGCUCAAAGAUGGCUGCUCUCUAUAGUUGGAGAAUGACAGUGUUUGGUUAAAUAUGUAGUAAGUGUGGUAUAGGCUGAAUAAAAGUAAUUCAUGUAAAAACUAUUUGAACAGUCUGCAUCCAUGUCAUCUUCAGACAUGUAUCUUUUUCUAUAUCCAAGAUGGAUAAAAGCAGAGAAUCUUAUUGGGAGAGGAAAUGAAACAUUUUCAGAGGAAUCUGCUUGUGCUUUUGUGCUUUUUACUUACUAUUUUUAUGCGUCUUUUAUUCCUGUUAAGCACAUUGAAUGACCUCUGUAUGAAAAUGUACUACACAAAUAAAUUUGCCUUGCCUUAAUCCA